This is a messenger RNA of Juglans microcarpa x Juglans regia, 2191 nucleotides long. RefSeq names its product probable pectinesterase/pectinesterase inhibitor 7. Lineage: Eukaryota; Viridiplantae; Streptophyta; Magnoliopsida; Fagales; Juglandaceae. Bases 156 to 1844 code for a protein of 562 amino acids. Gene Ontology annotation, molecular function: pectinesterase inhibitor activity; pectinesterase activity. The record is from RefSeq and is a predicted model, not a curated record. Gene Ontology annotation, biological process: cell wall modification. The transcript has 2 exons.
ACUGACCAACAUGCAAAUUGUUUAUUAAGGUUUUAGCUAGCUAGCUAAAUAUCUUUGAUCUUCCUAGCAGCUCGUCACUCCCUCGAUCGUGUAUAAAUAUCACCAGCAUUCCACCCACGUUAUCUUCAAAUUAAUCUCUCUCCAAAGCAUCAUCAAUGGCUUCCAAACUUUUCUUUCCCAUCUCAGUUCCCUUUUUCGUUAUCCUUCCCUUCUUCUUUGCCUCUCUAUCUUAUGCUGCAGAGAGCAAUAAUAACUCAUCAAACACAACAGUCUCCCCAGGAACCAUUUGCAUGUUCACCCCAUACCCUUCUUACUGCAAAUCUCUGCUCCCUAACGGGACCUCAAACGUCUAUGGCUAUGGCCGAUUUUCGAUCCAGAAAUCACUGUCGCAGUCCAAUACAUUUUUGGACCUGCUGGAGAAAUAUCUUCAACGCGGGUCCUCUUUGUCCACAAACACAGUUAGCGCUCUUCAAGAUUGCCGGUUUCUAAUCGGACUAAACAUGGAUUUCUUGUCGAACUCCAUUGAGAAUGUCAAUAAAACCAGUUGGAUUCUUCCCGACUUGGAAGCAGACAGGCUCCAAACCUUUCUUAGUGCCAUUUUAACCAACCAGCAAACUUGUUUAGAUGGCCUAGAAGAAACGGAGUCAGCUUCAAGUGUGACAAAUGAGCUUUUGGGCCCAAUCUCCAAUAACUCUAAGCUGUACAGUGUUUCUCUAGCCCUCUUCACCAGGGGUUGGGUGCCACGCAACCUAAAAUGGAAGCCCACGAGGAAACAUGUUACAUUCAGAUCAAAUGGACGCUUACCCUUUAAAAUGUCUAGUCGGACUCGUGCUAUUUACGACUCUGUGAGGGGGAGGAAACUUCUCCAAUCGGUGGAUGAUCAGGUUACCGUGUUUGAUAUUGUGGUCGUCAGCCAAGAUGGAAUCGGAAAUUUCACCAACAUCACUGAUGCCAUUAAUGCAGCUCCAAGCAACAUCAAACCUGCUGAUGGGUAUUUCUUGAUCUAUGUCACGGCGGGUGUUUACGAAGAGAAUGUGUCCAUUCCUAAGAGCAAGAAGUACUUGCUAAUGGUUGGAGAUGGUAUCAAUCAGACGAUUGUCACAGGCAACAGAAGCGUUGCUGAUGGAUCGACAACCUUCAAUUCCGCAACAUUUGCUGUGGUUGCAACAGGUUUUGUAGCCGUGGACAUGACAUUUCGCAACACUGCUGGAGCAAUAAAGCACCAGGCAGUUGCAGUUCGGAAUGGAGCCGAUAUAUCUACAUUUUAUCGCUGCAGCUUUGAAGGGUACCAAGACACCUUAUACACACAUUCUCUCAGGCAAUUCUACCGAGAAUGCGAUAUCUAUGGUACAGUUGAUUUCAUCUUUGGAAAUGCUGCGGUUGUUCUGCAGAACUGCAACAUAUAUCCCCGUUUGCCAAUGAGUGGACAAUUCAAUGCUAUAACAGCACAAGGGCGAAUCGACCCUAAUCAAAACACGGGUACUUCCCUUCAUAAUUGCACGAUUAGAGCCGCCGACGACCUGGCCUCCAGUAAUACAACUACUCAGACAUACCUGGGAAGGCCAUGGAAGGAGUACUCGAAGACAGUUUUCAUGCAGAGUUCUAUGGAUAGUUUGAUAAAUCCUGCUGGUUGGCGUGCAUGGGAUGGAAGUUUUGCACUAAGCACCCUGUAUUAUGCUGAAUACAACAACACAGGACCUGGAUCGGACACUGCAGCCCGAGUGACAUGGCCUGGUUAUCAUGUGAUUAACAGCACCGCGGAUGCUGCCAAUUUCACUGCGUCUGAUAUGUUACUGGGGGAAACUGGUUGCCUCAGACAGGAGUGCCCUACACUAGCGGCUUAAUAUAGUCAGGAGCAACUUCUUGGAUACAUAUGUUUGGCGGCUUCUCCUUGUCAAAUUAAAGCCUGGCACUAAUUGUCUGUUUCAUUCAUUAAUUAAAGAUUGGAACACAACAGUUGAAUAAUUUAAUUUUGACUUAAAUUUGUACUCGUGUAAUUGUGAAUUUGUGAGGAGCUAUAUAGCCAGGCAAGAGGAUUACUUUGCACUCUACCAAUGUAGUUCUAGCUUUUCAUUCACUUAUGAACUGGUUUAUUUGUUUUUUUUUUUUAAUAAAAGCUAAACAAAAAUUGUAGAUAUAUAAUUUCGUAACAAUAUAAUAAGACACAGAUAUUUCCUUUUUAUGGACUCUA